Molecule: messenger RNA, 2400 nt
Organism: Kwoniella shivajii
Lineage: Eukaryota; Fungi; Basidiomycota; Tremellomycetes; Tremellales; Cryptococcaceae
Exons: 10
Coding region: 1-2400 (799 amino acids)
Biological process (GO): chloride transmembrane transport
Cellular component (GO): cortical endoplasmic reticulum
Molecular function (GO): chloride channel activity
Source: RefSeq, a predicted model, not a curated record
AUGACAACACCUGAUACUCCUCAGAGAGUAACGAGAUCAAUGUCACAUCAACCACCACCUACUGCUGCUGCAGGUAGCACAGGUACAGCUACCACACCUGGACCACCUAUCCAAGAUAGAUCAUCAUCACUACUCACAAAGAUGGAAGAUACCAAUCCAUAUAAAGUAGAUUUCGUCAUCCCCUUCUCGAUCGCAAUAGACAAGAAUCAGGAUAGACUUCAAGCUCAAAAUGAGAUUCAAGAAGGAUACCAAUACUUACUCAGAGCUUUGGAAGGUGAAGGCGGAUUGAAAAUAGGUACUAAACCUGGAAAAAAAUCUCUGAAAGGUAAAGAAGAAGUCUGGAUAUUCGUUUCUGCUACAGAUGAAAAGAUUGAAGAACUCGUUGAGAAAGAAAAACUACUUGAUCAAUCUCAUAAUCUACCACCGCAUUCCCAUCCGUCACCACCAUCACCUUCGACACGUAUCAGGUUGAUAUACAACCUUUUGACUUCGCCCGGAAUUCAGGAUGGUUUAGGUAUAACCCCCAACCAAGGUAAAUGGGGACGAGUCAAAUCUAUAAUGGCUCUACACGAUGAUAUAGCAGAUAAAGAAUGGGUUGAAAAAUGGACUACAGGUGGUGAUUGGAGAAUCGGUCUAUUAAAGAGUUUAGAUGGUAUUGAAGGUGAUGGAUUAAGUCAUCAUCAACCUCCUCCAGUCCAUCUUUACUUCAAUUUCCUUACAACCUAUACUCUCUCGUUACUUCCUUUAUCCCUGGUAUCAGUAUCAUUUUACUUAUUGACACCGUCAGAUUCGUAUCCACCUUUAUACGCUUUCUUACUGUCCAUCUACGCAACGACUUUUGUCGCCUUUUGGAGAAUCAAAGAACGUAAACUUGCUGUCAGAUGGGGAACAAGAGGUUGUGAAUCUGUUGCAGUCGGGAAAUUAAGACCUGAAUACGUAGCCAAUAUGGGAUUAGACACCGAUAACGCUGCUCAACAACAAAAUGGUGAUAACGCCGUUGAUGUCGUUCAAGCUGGAAACGAUUUGAAAAGAGAUAUAAAAAUAGCUCUUUCAGUUCCUGUAAUCAUUGCUUGUGGUAUCGGUUUGGGUAUCGUCCUCCUAGGUAUCUUCAUGUUGGAAGCGUUCGUUGGUCAAGCUUAUGAAGGGUUUGGAAAAGAAGUCGUUCCCCUUCUUCCUACUGCUUUAUUCGCUAUUGUCGUUCCUCAAAUAGUGACUGCAUAUGGAAACUUGGCCAAAUCAAUGGUAAAAUGGGAAGAUCAUCCUACACCCGUUGGAGCUGAAAAGAGCUUGACAGCGAAGACCUUCGCAAUGAACGGUAUCGUAGCUUACCUCGGUUUAUUCCUUUCUGCAUACGUAUACGUACCCUUCGGAAGCUUCAUCAUGGCUCAUGUACAACAUCGACUCACAAAACAGAGCACAAUUUCAGUCGCAGACACACCCGAGAAAGCCGGUCUCGGCCCAAGGACAAGCGGUAAAGAACAGAAAAGUAUCAAAGCUGGACGACUCAAGGGACAACUCUUCGCUUAUACCGUAACUAAUCAAGUAAUCAAUGCCUUCCUCGAGCUCGGACUUCCCUAUAUUAUGCGAUUCGUCGAUGAUUGGCGAGCAGGUAGAACCACCAUCAAAGAAACCAUCCAUUCUAGAGGUCAAGACACCUCUGAAAAGGUUCCUCGAAACGAUGAAGAGGUAGAGAAAAAAUUCCUUGAUAAGGUAGAAAGGGAACUUGCUUUACCUGAGUACUCUUUGUUUACUGACUACGCGGAAAUGGUGACUCAAUUUGGAUAUGUAACCAUCUGGUCGAUAGUUUGGCCACUAGCACCCCUUUUCGCCCUAAUCAAUAACUAUAUCGAACUGAGGACUGAUGCAUUGAAACUUUGUAAACAUGUCAGAAGACCUGUCGGCGAUAGAGUUGAAACCAUUGGAUCUUGGUUAGAGACUUUGGGUAUCAUCUCAUGGAUAGGCGCAAUCACCAGCUCCACACUCGUCUAUCUGUUCCGACCCUAUUUGCCAGAUCAAACUCCUAACCCCAAUGUCCCUCCUACACCUGGAUCACCUUCACUCGCGUUUAUCGUUGAGCAUUAUCACUCGUCUCCAACCCUUCAAACCCUUCUUCCAACUUUGAUCCCCCUCGGACUAGUCGCCCUAGCAGCGAGUCAUGGUUAUAUCAUCUUAAGAUGGGUAAUCCACGGUCUUGCAGAAAGGUUACUUUGGCGAGGAAGUGUAGAAGAGAUUGAAGUUCAGAAGCUGGCCGCAUCAGUCAAUAAACAGAAACAACUGAAGAAGGUAGAGAAGAAUCAGAAGAGAAUUUGGGAGAGAGAUGACUGGAAAGAAGAGAAUGGAUUUUGGAACGGUGGGGAACAAGGUGGAAGAGAGAUUGGUAGAGCAUUAAAGGCUGAGUGA